Molecule: messenger RNA, 537 nt
Organism: Helianthus annuus (common sunflower)
Lineage: Eukaryota; Viridiplantae; Streptophyta; Magnoliopsida; Asterales; Asteraceae
Exons: 1
Coding region: 1-537 (178 amino acids)
Source: RefSeq, a predicted model, not a curated record
AUGGGGCUCAAUAACGGAGGCAACAAUGCAACAAUUGAAUCUCUAUGGAAUUCUUGGAUUCCGAGGAAAGUCAAUCUCUUAAUAUGGAGGGCAAUCAUCAACAGGCUACCAACAAAGACAACUCUAAAACAUAGAGGCUUACCCAACAUUGAGGAGGGCUGCAUCUGGUGUAAUUUCGGGUUAGAUGAGCCACAACAUAUCUUCAUCAGAUGCCAAGUUGCUCGGUUUAUCUGGUCUGUUAUUGCAUCCUGGUGUAAAACUCCUCAACUCGCUACAGUACAAGACAUACUCGAAUGGAUAGAUAUGGUAAACAAUUUGGAUGGAGCGAAAGAAAAAAGGAAAAUCAUUAAAUCAAUCGCUUUCACAACAGUUUGGGUGUUAUGGCUUAGGAGAAAUGAGAAGAUCUUCAAAACAAAUGAUAUCCAAAUACAGAGCUCGGUUGUAGACAUCAAAACUUUGUCGUUCUUAUGGGUCUCAAGCAGAUCUAAUCUCAGAGGUUUAACAUGGGAGCAGUGGAACACGUUCUCGAUAGUUUAA